Molecule: messenger RNA, 2812 nt
Organism: Onychostoma macrolepis
Lineage: Eukaryota; Metazoa; Chordata; Actinopteri; Cypriniformes; Cyprinidae
Gene: stx5al
Product: syntaxin 5A, like
Exons: 11
Coding region: 103-1146 (347 amino acids)
Biological process (GO): intracellular protein transport; vesicle fusion; endoplasmic reticulum to Golgi vesicle-mediated transport
Cellular component (GO): SNARE complex; endomembrane system; Golgi membrane
Molecular function (GO): SNARE binding; SNAP receptor activity
Source: RefSeq, a predicted model, not a curated record
GUGGCAGUGACGUCAAUAUUUGUGUUAAGACCCGGAUAUUGUCCACAACCUGCACUCAGUUCAACCAUCAGAGAGGCGGAGUGGUGAUGAGUUGGUGGAUCCAUGAACGCACGGCGGCGUCACGGUCCUAAAAGCAGCCAGGACGGGGUGUAUACUGGGCCGUCUCAGACCCAGUCCCAGCUGGUCCAGCAGCUGGAAACCCCCCUGGCUGUCCCAGCACCCAUCGCCCCUGUCGUAGACACACUCAGCAUGUCCUGCCGAGACCGUACCGGCGAGUUUCAGUCCGUGUGCAAGUCCCUGCAGGGGAGACAGAAUGGAGCACAACCUGCCAGAGCUGUCAACAGUGCAGUCAGACAGCGGAGUGACUUCACACUCUUGGCUAAGCGAAUUGGAAGAGACCUCAGCAACACUUUUGCCAAGUUGGAGAAGCUCACAAUCCUUGCCAAAAGAAAGUCCCUUUUUGAUGACAAAGCAGCUGAAAUUGAUGAGCUCACUUACAUUGUAAAACAGGACAUUAACAGUCUAAAUAAGCAGAUAGCUGGCCUGCAGGAACUCGUUCGAUCACGGAGUGGACAGAAUGGCAGACAUCUUCAGACACAUUCCAACACCAUCGUAGUCUCAUUACAGUCCAAACUGGCAUCGAUGUCGACUGACUUCAAGUCAGUCCUGGAAGUCAGAACAGAGAACCUAAAGCAGCAGAGAAGCAGGCAAGAGCAAUUUUCUCAGACUCCUGCUUCAUCUUCCUCUUUCCACACCAACAGCUUCAACAAUUCAGUGCUUAUGCAGGACGACUCCAAGAAGACGGAUAUAUCUAUAGAUAUGGACCUCAGCUCCAGUCAGCAGAUGCAGUUAAUUGAUGAACGGGAUUCAUACAUUCAGAACCGCGCAGACACUAUGCAGAAUAUAGAGUCCACCAUUGUGGAGCUCGGAUCCAUAUUUCAGCAGCUGGCUCAUAUGGUGAAAGAACAGGAAGAGACCGUACAAAGAAUUGAUGCUAAUGUCGAGGACACUCAGCUGAACGUGGAUCUCGCGCACACGGAGAUACUCAAAUAUUUCCAGUCUGUGUCCAACAACCGCUGGCUGCUUAUCAAGAUGUUCCUAAUCCUCAUCAUUUUUUUCAUUGUCUUUGUGGUUUUCAUGACCUGACGUCCACUCUUAAGAGGGGCAGAUUUAAAGAAUCGGUUGCUUCUCAGUAUUUGAGGAAUGAAAGGGGCCGUUCUCUCAGUCUCUUUUUUUUUUUUUUUUUUCGAGCUCUCUUUUAGUGAUCUUUUCCUCGAAAUCGAUGGAAUUGAAUAUUCGUAAGACUCUAUGUAGACAGAGCAUUUGUCAGUUUGUAGUAGAUUUAAAACAGUUUGUCCAUUUAAAUUUCAAUCUGAUAUGUUUCUGUUUCUGUAUCUGUAGAGCCAACUCUUGAAAUUAUGUCCCAUAUUUUGCUUUACUAAAUCACACAGAUCCUUGAGUAAAGCCAGCAAUCGUCUCAUGGACAAAGAACCACAAUUUUAACAGAUUCUGGGUCACUUUUGAUUGAUAUUAAUCAUGUUACACAUGUUAACACCACAUGUUAAUCAUGUGUUUUGAGACCUUAUUAUGCAUUUGCAUUUUUUUCUCUCUGUUGUCUGAAUCUUGUAGUAGACCACCAAGCCAUCUCAAAUGACGAUUAUGCUUCUACACUUUUAUGAUGACUCUGACUAGAGGUUUUAAUAUGUAUUCUGUCUAUUUUUGAUUUUGGGAUCGAUUACCACUUUUACAAAACUUGUGAACACAGCAGGUGAGAAAUAAGUAUUUGGAGCCAGUGAACUUUUACAAAUAUUGGCCGUGAAUCAUGAAAGGUAAACACAAUUCGAACAGGAGGUUUUUUUUUGGUUUUUUUCAUUGGGUGUUUUAAUCAUCCUUUACAAGCUUGUUUGAAAUGUCUCAGUAUAUGGUUUCAGGGGGUCCAUGAGGAUACUCCAAAUGGUGUUUUCUAGAGAACACACCCAUUUGUGUUUAACUGGACAUUGAGAUUAGGGGAACAUCCCACCCACCAUUUGUGAAAUGCAUUCUGUAAAACAGAAGAACUGAAAAAAAAGGUAAUAGAAAUGAAUGCUUUGUUGUAAUGUCUGUUGAUACGUCUUUUUACAGUAGCAUAUGUAAGUAACUGAUUACUUAAAAUUCAUGAGAUUAUUAAUAAAAUUAAUAAUCUCAUGAAUUUUGUUAAUAAAAUUAAUCAAAGCUAUUUUUAAAUAAAGGACAAAAGUGGCAUUUUAAAACUGUUUAAUUCUUACAUUUGAUAUAUAUGCCACAUUUGAUGGAAGUGUACAAAAGAUCCAUGCUGCAUGAAUAAGAAAAAGAGCCAUGCACUCUUAAAAAUAAAGGUUCUUUAUUAGCAUCUGUGGUUCUGUGAAGAACCUUUAAUUUCAAUAGAACCUUUCCACACUCUCAGAAAAAAGGUACAAACUCACUGAGGCAGUACCCUUUCAAAAGGUACUAAUAUGUACCAUUUAAGGGUAAAUAAGGUACAAAGAUGUACCUUUUAGCUUUUGAACCUUUGUAUACCAGCUUUGUACCUGAGAGUGCAUUGCACAUAAGGUUCUUCAUAGUGGAAAAAUGUUCCUUAGAUUAUUAAAAUAUUCUUCACAUUAAGAAAAAACUUCACUGAAAGGUCCCCAAUGGUUCUUCCAUGGCACCACUGCAAAAAUCCCCAUUUGUAACCUUUAUUUUUAAGAGAUGUAAUGACAAUUGAGCUUUCUUCCGUUAUAUUUGAUGAGCAAGCAAUGCUUUAAAAUGACCUGUGCCGGUUGCCCAUAUCAUAAAGAGUUUCCUACUCCAAACA